Molecule: messenger RNA, 3727 nt
Organism: Nematostella vectensis (starlet sea anemone)
Lineage: Eukaryota; Metazoa; Cnidaria; Anthozoa; Actiniaria; Edwardsiidae
Product: cystathionine gamma-synthase
Exons: 10
Coding region: 229-1425 (398 amino acids)
Biological process (GO): transsulfuration
Cellular component (GO): cytoplasm
Molecular function (GO): carbon-sulfur lyase activity; pyridoxal phosphate binding
Source: RefSeq, a predicted model, not a curated record
GAAUCGGGAUUUUGGCGGGAUAGCCGCGAGCGGUCUGGGAAUGGUUCCAAAUAUGGCUAGCAAAACCAAAUAAGGAUCAGGCUUUAAACAGCUGUGUUGGUUCUCCUGUGGUUUUAGUUCACGCUCGAUCAGAGCUUGAUUUUUUUUUUUUUUCGCGAAGGUCAUCCAAAAUCUUCUAGUUGUAUCACAUCUUUACAUAGAAAAGAGGGACUAAGCUGCCUGCCGGCGAUGAGCGAAAACUACCGAUUCGAGACAUCAGCGACGGCACACACGUGUCAACUUUCUGAGGUGCCUCAGCCAGUCAAUAUACCAAUUUACGCGUCAUCGACAUUUGGAGUAGGUACCGUCAAGCAUGGGGCGGACUUGUCGGAGGGAAAGGCAGACGGCUACCUCUACAGUAGGUGGAAUAACCCAACUGUAGAUGCUGCCGCACAAACACUCAAUGCUCUAGAGGGCGGGGUGGGAACUCUGUUGUUCUCCUCUGGGAUGGCGGCAAUAUCAACUGCUCUACUGUCACUGCUUAAAGCUGGGGAUCAUGUGGUUGCACCUAAAAUUGUGUACAGUGGAACGCUUGCCUUACUUCAGACUGUCUUGCCUCGGUAUGGAAUAGAAGUAACCCUGGUCACUGGUGACUCUAUGGAGUCCUACCAAGAAGCUGUCAAACCAAGCACAAAGGUGAUUUAUGGUGAAACCCCAUGUAAUCCGACCAUGGCUGUUCUUGAUCUGGAGGCAUUUGCACAGCUUGGAAUGAGCUUAGGUGAGGGUGUGGCCACCAUGGUGGAUAGUACUUUUGGGUCUCCAUUCAACCAGGCUCCACUGCGACAUGGUAUUGAUGUUAGCAUUCACAGCUGCACCAAGUAUCUGGGUGGCCACAGUGAUCUGGUUGCUGGCUCGUUGUCAGUCUCAUCAACACACCUCCUCAAGAAAUUCCAUGAAUAUCAGAAAUUCUUUGGUGGAUGCUUGUCCCCAUUUGAUGGCUAUCUUCUUCUACGAGGGAUCAAAACUUUACAUGUGCGAAUGGAACGACACAACUCAAAUGCUUUGGAGAUUGCCAAGUUCCUAGAAAAUCAUGAAAAGGUUUCAGUAGUGAAUUAUCCUGGACUUCCUUCCAACCCUGGUCACCUAAUUGCAAAGAAACAAAUGAGAGGUUUCAGUGGCAUGGUGUCAUUUGAGGUUAAGGGAGGUUUGCAAGAGGCUGUCAAAUUUGCAGAGAGCCUAAAGUUGGUCAAACUAGCUGUGUCGUUGGGUGGCACUGAUAGCCUAGUGGAGGUCGUAAGCUGCAUGACACAUCCGGACAAGUAUGUGACGCCUGAGAUGAAGGCUGAAGCAGGAGUCAGUGAUUCUCUUAUCAGAAUAAGUGUUGGCCUUGAGCACGUUGAAGACCUCAAGCAAGACAUUGCACAAGCACUUGAUCAAAUGCCCUAGAAUAUUACAGAAAAAUAAUUUUAAUUACAGAAUCCUAUGACCUACAUGCAUUAGGUAUUACAUACUUAAGCAGCAAACCUCUAUUGAGUGACCACUUUUCACUGUCCCAUGGGGUGGUUACCUCAAUAAAGUGACCACUUUCACUGUCCCCAGGGUAGCCACUUAAGCAGCAUACAACCUCUAUAAAGAGAACACUUUUAUUGUUCCCAGGGCGGCCACUUAAGCAGCAUACAACCUCUAUAAAGUGAACACUUUUCAUUGUUCCCAGGGGUAGCCACUUAAUUCGCCACGCGCCCUCUAUUGAGUGACCACAAGCAAGGCUACUAGUAGUACCAUUACAGACCCAUAGCCCUGGGGAGUUCAGAAGGAUCGCCCCCCUCAAGCAUAUUAAGGCCUUGGUAGUUUGCUCUUAUUUGCAUUUAUGUGUGUCAUAUGAUAGCGUUUUAGCACCCAGAAUUUUCUCUGCCGUUAAAAAGAUAGUCAAUAUUUUGUUAAGUCACAUGGCCUGCUGUGAAUUGAAAUGUUGAUUUGUGACCAAAGGGCUAAACUUUUCUUGCCGGUCAAGACAUCAGUGUGCAGAAGUGUUUCAAAGGAACAUAAAAACGAGUGAUGUUUUCUUUUUCAUAGCGUAUCCACCAGCAGAGAAAUUUUUAAAAUAUUGAUUUGCAAAAUUCACAUGAUCGGCUGGAUGACGUCAUCACUCAAAAUAAAAUAUUACCAAAUAGCUAACAUUGCCGAGUUUGAUGUUUUGAUCAAAAAUGGUGCAUUUAAGGCAAUGUGAACUAACUUUAAGGCAACUUUCAAAAUUUCAACUGUUUUUAGCUUAUGUUACAAGCCUUAAAAAUACUUGAGCACUUCACUGGAAGGUAUGCUCAAAUAAAUGAGAGUGCCACAGUGAGCUAGGAUCAAAUAGGAUGAGCUACUACCUUAAAGAGAGUGGUCUACUAAAUAGGUAAACAAACUCCUUCUUUCAAACCCCUGGCUAUGGGCCAGCAUUACGUAUAUCAAUAGAGACAACUGUACUUCACCAUUCUUUAUUCUAUAGACUUACAGUACUGUGUAAUGACAGUUUUACUGUUCAAAUAAUACAAGUGUUACACAAACAACUUCUCACACUGCUAUUAUUUUGUUAUGGUACUUUUACUGUACUGAAUAUGUUAAAUAGAGUAUCGAGAUUUCACACUAUAAACAUUCUGACCACCUCUGCUGAUGAUGGUGAUGAUGGUUAUAAUAUAAGUAUUUAUUAUAUAUUUAAAUAAUUUGUUUUCUUUUUACUAAAAACAAUAGAAUGGUUAAGUGUAAGUAAGGGUAUUAUUAGGUAUUUUCUUUAAAUAUUACUUCAAGUAAGUCAUAAUCAUGGCCAUAGCUAGACAAUUCUGUAUUGGGGGAUUUGAGGAGGGGGGGGGGGGGGGUUGGCAAGCCUCAUUCAUCCCUUGUAUUUGACAGGAAGGCAAACAACAUUUAAUUCUGUAAAAUACUCUAACAAUUAUAUGAUUCCCCGCUUAUAUGAGGUGCAGAAAUAGUAGGAUAAUAGAUUCAGUAAAAUGAAAGGUGUUUAAUUUUCUCUUGUUUUUUGUUUGAAAUACAGGACCGUUUGCAAUACAGUGGAACUCUGUUAGAGCCACAUUGUCUCCAGUUUACUUCCAGAGGUCCGACAGAGGUCCAUCCGCUCUAAAUUAUCAAUCACAUCCUCAAAGAAACUUUCAAUAGACACAUUUCUUUCAACAUUUUGAAAUAUUUUUCGUGUUUUCCAUUAAAAAUAGUGAAGUAAAUUGGUGACAAUGCAGCUUUAACUGGAAUGCUCUUAGGAGACAAAGGACAGUUAUAUGUAAGUAGAAAUGACUCAAAAUUUACUCCCUAAGGAGUUUGAUAAGUCAAUUAGGAAUUCUAGUUAACCAAGUCAUCUUGAUUCCACUGUACAUGACAAACUAAAAUGACUUCUGUAUCGUUAUAUGCCUAAUAUGAUGAGUGACUGACUUCUCCUUUCCUUCACUCUUCUCGCUGUUGAUGUUUCCAGGCAACGUACUGUAAGCAUCUGAGGAGGAGCGUUUAGGGGCUUGACCGCUUGAGGACUUAGAUAACGGAGGGAUGUUCACCCAGCAUCCCUUACGGCUUGAUGUAAUAAUGGCAUCCAUCACUGACCUGGUGUAUAAACCUGUAAAGAGAUCAUUACUUAUUGUUGAGUGCAUGUAUUAUGAGCCCUCCAAGCUCUGGAGAUUAGGAAACCAUUCCCCUGUUAUUGACAUUAAAUAAAUUAUGUAUUGUUAUUGUAUUACAUGAAAAAUAAACUUAUGGAUAUUGA